Molecule: messenger RNA, 4224 nt
Organism: Orycteropus afer afer
Lineage: Eukaryota; Metazoa; Chordata; Mammalia; Tubulidentata; Orycteropodidae
Gene: SYNJ2
Product: synaptojanin 2
Exons: 26
Coding region: 1-4224 (1407 amino acids)
Biological process (GO): phosphatidylinositol dephosphorylation; synaptic vesicle endocytosis; brain development
Cellular component (GO): presynapse; perinuclear region of cytoplasm
Molecular function (GO): phosphatidylinositol-4,5-bisphosphate 5-phosphatase activity; RNA binding
Source: RefSeq, a predicted model, not a curated record
AUGAACUCUCACCAUUUGUGCUCCUGUAAAGAUUACGACCAAGAAGACUAUGGAGCACAGUUUUACACGGGCACACUUGUGGUGGCCGUAAGUGACACCUCCCUGAGCUUCCUGGUUUUGGUGACAGGCUGCACCUCUGUGGGCAGAAUUCCAGAGGCUGAAGUCUACAAAAUCACAGCCACUGAUUUUUACCCACUUCAGGAAGAAGCCAAAGAGGAGGACCGCCUCUUAGCCUUGAAGAAGAUCCUCAACUCAGGCGUGUUCUACUUCUCGUGGCCCAACGGUGGGUCCCACUUCGACCUGACCGUCCGGGCGCAGAAGCAGGGCGAUGACCGCUGCGAGUGCGGAGACACCUUCUUUUGGAACCAGCUCUUGCACGUGCCCCUGAAGCACCACCAGGUGAGCUGCUCUGACUGGCUGCUGAAGGUGAUCUGUGGGGCAGUGGCCAUCCGCACCGUGUACGCCUCGCACAAGCAGGCCAAGGCCUGCCUCAUCUCCCGCAUCAGCUGUGAGCGGGCCGGCGCGCGCUUCCACACCCGCGGCGUCAAUGACGACGGUCACGUGUCCAACUUCGUGGAGACGGAGCAGACGAUUUACAUGGAUGAUGGGCUGUCGUCUUUCGUCCAGAUCAGAGGCUCCGUGCCGCUGUUUUGGGAGCAGCCAGGCCUUCAGGUUGGCUCCCAUCAUCUGAGACUCAACAGAGGCCUAGAAGCCAACGCUCCUGCUUUCGACCGGCACCUGGCACUUCUGAAGGAGCGGUAUGGGAAACAGGUGGUUGUGAACCUGCUGGGGAACCGCGGUGGAGAGGAGGUGCUCAGCCGAGCCUUCAAGAAGUUGCUCUGGGCUUCCUGUCACGGCAGUGACACACCUAUGAUAAAUUUUGACUUCCACCAAUUUGCCAAAGGCGGGAAGCUAGAGAAGUUGGAAAACCUGUUGAGGCCCCAGUUGAAGCUGCACUGGGAGGAGUUUGGCGUGUUCACGAAGGGCGAGAAUGUGAGUCCACGCUCUCAAAAAGGCACCCUGCGUAUGAACUGUCUUGACUGCCUGGACCGGACCAACACCGUACAGUGCUUCAUAGCCCUUGAGGUCCUCCAUCUGCAGCUCGAGAGCCUGGGGCUGCAUUCCAAGCCCAUCGUUGACCGCUUCGCGGAGGCCUUCAAAGCCAUGUGGUCCCUGAAUGGGCACAGCCUGAGCAAAGUGUUCACAGGCAGCCGCGCCCUGGAAGGGAAGGCCAAGGUGGGGAAGCUGAAGGACGGCGCUCGGUCUGUGUCACGUACCAUCCAGUCCAACUUCUUCGAUGGGGUGAAGCAGGAGGCCAUCAAGCUUCUGCUGGUUGGGGACGUCUACAGUGAAGAGUCGGCUGACAAAGGCAGGAUGCUCAUGGACAACACAGCCCUUCCGGUGACUCCCAGGAUCCUGAAAGCUAUGUCAGAGCGGCAGUCCGAAUUCACCAAUUUCAAACGGAUCCGUGUUGCCAUGGGAACCUGGAAUGUCAAUGGAGGCAAACAGUUCCGAAGCAACCUCCUGGGGACGGAGGAGUUAGCCGACUGGCUGCUGGACUCGCCCAAGCUUUCUGGAGUCGCUGAAUUUCAGGAUGAUAGCAGCCCAGCUGACAUCUUUGCUGUGGGGUUCGAGGAGAUGGUGGAGCUGAGUGCAGGGAACAUUGUCAAUGCCAGCACCACCAACAGGAAGAUGUGGGGAGAGCAGCUCCAGAAGGCCAUCUCACGCUCUCACAGGUACAUCCUCUUGACGUCGGCACAGCUGGUGGGCGUCUGUCUUUACAUCUUCGUGCGCCCCUACCACGUCCCCUUCAUCAGGGACGUGGCCAUUGACACGGUGAAGACAGGGAUGGGAGGAAAGGCAGGGAACAAAGGUGCAGUGGGCAUCCGCCUCCAGUUCCACAGCACCAGCUUCUGCUUCAUCUGCAGCCACCUGACAGCUGGGCAGUCUCAGGUGAAGGAGAGAAAUGAGGACUACAAGGAGAUCACCCAGAAGCUGAGCUUCCCAAUGGGAAGAAGCGUCUUCUCUCACGACUAUGUGUUUUGGUGUGGCGAUUUCAACUACCGCAUUGAUCUCACGUAUGAAGAAGUCUUCUAUUUUGUUAAACGCCAAGACUGGAAGAAACUUCUGGAAUUUGAUCAGCUACAGCUACAGAAAUCAAGUGGAAAACAAGCAGGAGAACUCCACCUUCUAGACAGUGAUCUUAGCGCUGACGCCAGAGUCAAACACAGCUGGUCUCCCGGGGUCCUCGCCUACUACGGCCGGGCGGAGCUGCAAGCAUCCGAUCACAGACCUGUGCUGGCCAUUGUGGAGGUGGAGGUACAAGAAGUUGACGUAGAUGCACGGGAGAGAGUUUUCCAAGAGGUCUCCUCUUUCCAGGGCCCCCUGGAUGCCACCGUUGUGGUAAAUCUCCAGUCGCCAACCUUAGAAGAGAGGAACGAAUUCCCCGAGGACCUGCGUGCAGAGCUCAUGCAGACCUUGGGGAACUAUGGGACCAUUGUUCUUGUCAGGAUCAAUCAAGGGCAGAUGCUGGUGACUUUUGCAGAUAGUCACUCAGCUCUCAGCGUCCUGAACAUGGAUGGCAUGAAGGUGAAAGGCAGGGCGGUGAAGAUUAGACCCAAAACGAAGGACUGGCUGAAAGGUUUGCAAGAGGAGAUCAUUCGGAAACGGGAGAGUGUGGUCUUGGUGUCUCCCACAGCCAAUUCCCGCUUGCUGGAAGAAAACUAUGACUUCACCAGUUUGGACUACGAAUCUGAAGGGGACAUUCUGGACGACGAUGAGGACUAUUUGGUGGGGGAGCUGCAUCGGCCGGUGGUCUCCGACACUGAGCUGCUGGCAGAUGACCUUCCAGAAGCCCCUGGCUCCACGGCAGCAGCCCUUCCCAGCAGGUCGCCUGCACUCACCAAAAAGCAGCAGCAGCCAACAUACAAAGAUGAUGCUGAGCGGGCGGAGUUAAAGCAGGAGCUUGAAGCCGUUGGGGACUUCCGCCACCGUUCUCCAAGCAGGUCUCUGUCGGUUCCCAAUAGGCCUCGGCCACCUCACCCACCACAGAGACCCCCCCCUCCAACUGGUUUGAUGGUGAAGAAGUCAGCUUCAGACGUGUCCAUCUCCUCCGGCACCCACGGACAGUACUCGAUUUUGCAGACAGCAAAGCUGCUGCCGGGGGCACUUCAGCAACCACCCAAAGCCAGGACCGGAAUAAGUAAACCCUACAACGUCAAGCAAAUCAAAACCAGCAACGCUCAGGAGGCAGAAGCCGCAAUCCGAUGUCUCAUGGAAGCCAGAGGAGGGACCCCAGAAGAAGCUCAGAAUGCCAUGGUCCUGAGGGACCCAGGAACCUCCAAACCAGAGCUCACACCUGGGGAGAGCAAGCCGGAGUCCUUCCAGAUGCCCCAGUCCCUUCCCCGGCGGCCCGCGCCCAGAGUUCCUACCAUCAAGAAACCAACCCUGAGAAGGACAGGCAAACCCACGUCACCGGAAGAACAGUGUGAGGAACGGACUGCCCUCUUCACAAUCGGGCCCUCAGAGAUGAGUGCUGAAACCCCUUCUCUAGUGACAGCCCCUCAACUGCCUCCGGUGCCCAAACCCAGAACGUUUCAGCCUGGGAGAGGUGCCGAGAGGAGGCCAGGCCUGGAGAAGCCAGCAUCAGAUGAGGCCCCGCAAGGGGCAGGAGCCACCUCGCCACCGCUGCUGGAGGUCCCGUCUCCUGUGCCCAAGGUCCCUCCGAGGAGGAAGAAGUCGGCCCCGGCUGCCUUCCACCUGCAGGUUCUGCAGAACAGCAACCAGCUCCUCCAGGGCCUUUCCUACUGUGGCAGCCGCGAUGACUGCCUGCCCGGACCCCCGCUGGGUGCUGGCUCCCUCUCUCUGCAGGCAGAUUUUCUCGGCAUGUCAUCUGCCACAAGCCCUGACACCAGUGCCACCAAGAAGAUGGAGUCAGAGGUAGCCUCCCCUCCUGAUGAUUAUCAGGACCACUUCUGGAACCUUCUCCAUCACCCUACACUGUUGAAUUAUGCCUGGCUUUCCAAGAGUUCCAGCCCUUUGGACUCGGGGACUGGGAGCUUUGAAAGGGCACCCACGGACCCCCCCCAAGUCACUGCUUCAGCCGCGAAGGUGGAGCUACUGCCAGCAGACCACGGGCAGAAGGACUCUGGACACUGGGUGACCCUCAGUGACAAAGACACGAGGACAGCACUGCAGUUGUUUGACCCGCUGGCGAAAACAUGA